AUGAACGUUCCAAUCGAAGCACCAAUAGAAAUCAAAAAGAAAAUAGCUAAAAAACUUCAGAAAUCCGGCGCCCUUAAGCGUAUUGAAAGAAAGAUUAAACUUGGCAUGAUGGUUGCCGUUGAAGAAAUCAAAUCCGAACCAACAGAAAAGACUCACUUAGAAAGACUUCCAUUUAAGGAUGCUACGAUUAAUGAAAUCAAAGGAUUGCAGGCAAUAUAUGCAUAUUUAGCAAAGCGUAACAUGACAUAUACAUUAUCAACAUUGCUUGAAGAAUCAUGCGUUAAACGUCAAGCAAAUAGCAAUUAUGAUCUAUUAGAAGUACUUGAAUCUGCAAAUCAGCGUAGUUUUGAUGAAGAUGAAAUAGUUCCAUCUGUUAAGAAGCUCUUACCUCAAAAACAGUCACCAAAAGCCCAAAACAAGAAGAAUACAAAGAUAUUAUCAAAUGAUUAUAGCGAUGAUUACGAUGAAUUGUAA
Messenger RNA from Trichomonas vaginalis G3, 474 nucleotides. RefSeq lists its product as uncharacterized. NCBI's taxonomy places the organism in Eukaryota, Parabasalia, Trichomonadida, Trichomonadidae. The record is from RefSeq and is a predicted model, not a curated record. The transcript has a single exon. Bases 1 to 474 code for a protein of 157 amino acids.